Messenger RNA from Geosmithia morbida, 510 nucleotides. Its product is annotated as NTF2-related export protein 1/2. The transcript has 2 exons. Lineage: Eukaryota; Fungi; Ascomycota; Sordariomycetes; Hypocreales; Bionectriaceae. The coding region runs from base 1 to 510 and encodes 169 amino acids. The record is from RefSeq and is a predicted model, not a curated record.
AUGCCGCUCCCUACCCCUGAUGUCGAGAUCAAGGCCUCAAGCGAGGCCGCCGAAGGUCUCGUCACGCGUUACUACGAAGCCCUGAACAAUCAUGCCCCCAUCCUGCCCUUCUACGUCAACUCGACCAGCCGCUACACGAUAAAGGCCGACAUCUCCAUCAACGGUGCCCAGGUCGCCACCCCGGCCGACUACUUCAACCUCCUCGAGGCUCAGGGCCAGGGCGUCCGCUAUGAGGCCGAGUCGCUGGACACGCACGCCGUCAACCCUUCGUUCCAAUACGACGCGCCCACAAAUAUUGCCAACCCGGACAAGGAGGAGCGCAACGGCGGCCGCAUGAGCACCGUCGUCACAGUCAUGGGUAAGGUGCAGUACGGCAAGGGUCGCGAUGCGCCCCGCAAGAUGUUCAACGAGACCUUUGUCCUCGUGCCCAACUGGGAGGCUAUGCAGAAGAAUCCGCCGCGGGGUAUCAGGCCGUGGCUCAUCAUGUCGCAAAACUUUCGGGCGCUAUGA